Salmo salar (Atlantic salmon) is the source of this 4088-nucleotide messenger RNA. Its product is annotated as claudin-3. Gene Ontology annotation, cellular component: membrane; bicellular tight junction. NCBI's taxonomy places the organism in Eukaryota, Metazoa, Chordata, Actinopteri, Salmoniformes, Salmonidae. Gene Ontology annotation, molecular function: structural molecule activity. The record is from RefSeq and is a predicted model, not a curated record.
UAACUGGAUUAACGCGGCACGUGUACAGAGCUACAACAAUUUCGGACAUUUCUGAGUUUCCUAGACCGACUAGCGUGUGAACGCAGCAUGACAUGUGGGUAGAUUGGGCACGUUUAUUAGUUCAGUGGGUGUGUAUCGGCCAACAAACAGGUGCUUUCAAUCGUCCCAAUUAGUAAUCAUACCCUGGUAGGUGGGUAUAAAGGUUGGAGUCUGUAUCCUAACCAGAACAGCUAGCAUUCCCACAGCCAAACACUAGUUCUGCCCGGUUUACGGGAGUUUGAGUAGAUAGAAGUAGAUAGAACGCAAUGGCCUCCGCCGGUCUCCAGAUUCUGGGCAUUUCCCUGGCUGUCAUCGGUUGGAUCGGUGACAUCAUAAUCUGCGCGCUCCCCAUGUGGAAGGUGACUGCUUUCAUCGGCAAUAACAUCGUAACCGCGCAGAUCUUCUGGGAGGGCCUGUGGAUGAACUGUGUGAUCCAGAGCACGGGCCAGAUGCAGUGUAAGGUCUACGACUCCAUGCUGGCCUUACCUCAGGACCUCCAGGCCGCCAGGGCUCUGGUCGUCAUCUCCAUCCUCGUGGCCGUGAUCGGCAUCCUGCUCUCCAUGGCUGGGGGGAAGUGCACAAACUGCAUCGACGACGAGGCGGCCAAGUCCAAGGUGGCCAUCGCAUCCGGCGUGUUCUUCCAAGUCGCCGGCAUCCUCUGCCUGAUCCCAGUGUCUUGGUCCGCCAACACCGUCAUCAGGGACUUCUACAACCCGCUUCUAACUGACGCGCAGAGGAGACAACUAUUCCGGGGUGGAACAAUGAGCCGACAGAUCCUUGCCUUUGUCCUGGCCUUCAUCGGGUUCAUGGGGACCAUCGUGAUCUGUGCCCUGCCCAUGUGGAAGGUAACAGCCUUUGUCGGAGCCAACAUUGUCACUGCCCAGGUGUUCUGGGAAGGGUUAUGGAUGAACUGUGUGAUCCAGAGCACGGGCCACAUGCAGUGUAAAGCCUACGAUUCCCUUCUGGCCUUACCCCAGAACCUGCAGGCUUCCAGGGCUCUCAUCUGCGUCUCCAUUGGGGUCAGUGUGCUCGCCAUCGGGCUGACUGUAGUUGGGGCACGCUGCACCAACUUCCUCCAUGACGACUGGCUGGCCAAGUCGAAGGUUGGCAUUGCGGCAGGCGCGGUGUUCAUGGCAGCGGGGGUGUUGUGUGUUAUCCCUGUCAGCUGGUCCGCUCACACCAUCAUCCAGGGCUUCUACAACCCUCUGGCCACCCAGGAGAGGAGAGGGGAGCUGGGGGCGUCCAUCUACGUGGGGUGGGUGUCUGGAGCACUGCUCAUGAUCGGAGGGGGGAUGCUCUGCAGCACGUACAGGUGCUGAGGAGGAGGAGGAGAGGAGAGGAGGACAUUAGUUAUGGAUGCCAAAAGAGAUGCUGGCCUUGUCCUGGAUGGAUGAGGGGAGGAAUGGAUGAGGGGAGGAAUGGAUGAGGGGAGGAAGGGAGGAGAGAGAGGAUAACACAUUCUCUCCUCACUCCCCUAAAGACAUGCCUAAGUCUUGGAUGAUUUAGUCCACAUUGCUCCCACCUAGAUGAUUUUCUUGUGUGGAGAUGUAUUAGGUGAGGCCUGUAGAUUAACUGUGUAGUGACUGUAUGGUGAAAUUCACAGGACAGGUGCAGUGACUGCCUCCCAAAUGGGACCCUAUACCCAAUAUAGUGCAAACUUUUAAACUGAGCCCUAUGGGCCCUGGUAAAAAGUAGCGCACUAUAUAGGAAAUAGGAUUCCAUUUUGGAUGCAACCUCCUCCAUCACCCCAGACAGGGGUUUGCAGCAUCAGAGAGGCAAAGUGUUCCAUCAUGGUUGUUUGUGGAGGACAGAUAGAGAAAUAGUUCUGAGUGAUGUUUUAACAUGUUUCUUAAUUGAUUGUAAAAAAAAUAAUGUCAAGCAAUGAGAGACUUGUAUCUGCUGGACAGCUCUUUAUUCACCAGCCUAAUCAGAGCGUUUUAAACAUAGAGUACACAGAUAGAUACACUGUUAUAUGACUGAAUCCCUGCAAAAUCAUGCAGGGUAAAGUGAGACGGUACCCCUGAGAUACAGUAUAUGACUGUACAGUAUAUGUGACGGAGAUCAGACUAGGUCAGGUUAGAUCAGACUCAGGUUAGAUCAGACUCAGGUUAGGUUAGAUCAGAAUAGGUCAAGUUAGAUCAGACUAGGUCAGAUCAGACUCAGGUCCGAUCAGACUAGGUCAGGUUAGAUCAGACUCAGGUUAGAUCAGACUCAGGUUAGGUUAGAUCAGAAUAGGUCAAGUUAGAUCAGACUAGGUCAGAUCAGACUCAGGUCCGAUCAGACUAGGUCAGGUUAGAUCAGAAUCAGGUUAGAUCAGACUAGGUCAGACUCAUGCUAGAUAAGACUCAGGUUAGAUCAGACUCAUGUUAGGUUAGAUCAGACUCCGGUUAGAUCAGACUAGGUCAGGUUAGAUCAGAAUCAGGUUAGAUCAGACUAGGUCAGACUCAGGUUAGAUCAGACUGAGGUUAGGUUAGAUCAGACUCAGGUUAGAUCAGACUAGGUCAGGUUACAUCAGAAUCAGGUUAGAUCAGACUAGGUCAGACUCAGGUUAGAUCAGACUCAGGUUAGCUCAGACUCAGGUUAGAUCAGAAUAGAACAGACUUGUUCAGGUUAGAUCAGACUAGGUCAGGUUAGAUCAGACUAGGUCAGGUCAGAACAGACUAGGUCAGGUUAGAACAGACUAGGUCAGGAUAGAUCAGACUAGGUCAGGUUAGAUCAGACUAGGUCAGGUUAGAACAGACUAGGUCAGGUUAGAACAGACUAGGUCAGGUUAGAACAGACUAGGUCAGGUUAGAACAGACUAGGUCAGGAUAGAUCAGACUAGGUCAGGUUAGAUCAGACUAGGUCAGGUUAGAACAGACUAGGUCAGGUUAGAACAGACUAGGUCAGGUUAGAACAGACUAGGUCAGGAUAUAUCAGGUUAGAACAGACUAGGUCAGGUUAGAUCAGACUCAGGUUAGAUCAGACUAUGUCAGGAUAGAUCAGACUAUUUCAGGAUAGAUCAGGCUAGGUCAGGUUAGAACAGACUAGGUCAGGUUAGAUCAGGCUAGGUCAGGUUAGAACAGACUAGGUCAGGUUAGAUCAGACUAGGUCAGGUUAGAACAGACUAGGUCAGGUUAGAACAGACUAGGUCAGGUUAGAUCAGACUAGGUCAGGUUAGAACAGACUAGGUCAGGUUAGAACAGACUAGGUCAGGAUAUAUCAGGUUAGAACAGACUAGGUCAGGAUAGAUCAGACUAGGUCAGGUUAGAACAGACUAGGUCAGGAUAGAUCAGACUCAGGUUAGAUCAGACUAUGUCAGGAUAGAUCAGACUAUUUCAGGAUAGAUCAGACUAGGUCAGGUUAGAACAGACUAGGUCAGGAUAGAUCAGACUAGGUCAGGUUAGAACAGACUAGGUCAGGAUAGAUCAGGCUAGGUCAGGUUAGAACAGACUAGGUCAGGAUAGAUCAGGCUAGGUCAGGUUAGAUCAGACUCAGGUUAGAUCAGACUAUUUCAGGAUAGAUCAGGCUAGGUCCGGUUAGAACAGACUAGGUCAGGAUAGAUCAGACUAGGUCAGGUUAGAUCAGACUCAGGUUAGAUCAGACUAUGUCAGGAUAGAUCAGGCUAGGUCAGGUUAGAACAGACUAGGUCAGGUUAGAACAGACUAGGUCAGGUUAGAUCAGACUAUGUCAGGAUAGAUCAGACUAGGUCAGGUUAGAACAGACUAGGUCAGGUUAGAACAGACUAUGUCAGGUUAGAUCAGACUAUGUCAGGAUAGAUCAGACUAUUUCAGGAUAGAUCAGGCUAGGUCAGGUUAGAACAGACUAGGUCAGGUUAGAACAGACUAGGUCAGGUUAGAACAGGCUAGGUCAGGUUAGAUCAGACUAGGUCAGGUUAGAUCAGGCUAGGUCAGGUUAGAACAGACUAGGUCAGGUUAGUUCAGAAGUAAUAAAAUGCACUUUGUCUUUGAUCAAAACCUAAAUCUGAUAUAGAUUAUGUUAAGGAAACAAAUAAUGAUUGUAAUGAUGAGUCGUGAUGAACAACAUUAUCAAUAAACUGCUUUCCUACA